Messenger RNA from Aegilops tauschii subsp. strangulata, 1033 nucleotides. RefSeq names its product ADP-ribosylation factor 1. The record is from RefSeq and is a predicted model, not a curated record. Lineage: Eukaryota; Viridiplantae; Streptophyta; Magnoliopsida; Poales; Poaceae. Gene Ontology annotation, molecular function: GTP binding; GTPase activity.
CCCCCCCCCCCCCCCGCGCGGAUAUCUCUGUCUGCUCCCGUCGUCGCAGAGGAAUCGAUCAUCGGUUUUCUGCCGAUACCACCGAUCCAAAGAUUGGAUCUGACGUUCGGAUUGCGUGGUCCUCGUCGGCGCUGGAUCUGCGACCGUUCCGUCACGUCGCGGAUCUCGAAUUUAUUUGGGCGCGUGUAGUUUGUGCUUCUACUAUCUAUACGACUUUCGUGUGAUAUAUCCGACUCGUGGGGUGUUCGGAAGAGGGGUAGGGCGAGAUGGGGCUCGCGUUCGGGAAGCUCUUCAGCCGGCUCUUCGCCAAGAAGGAGAUGCGGAUCCUCAUGGUCGGUCUUGAUGCCGCCGGAAAGACCACCAUCCUCUACAAGCUGAAGCUCGGCGAGAUCGUUACCACUAUCCCAACCAUAGGGUUCAAUGUUGAAACUGUCGAGUACAAGAACAUUAGCUUCACUGUUUGGGAUGUUGGGGGUCAGGACAAGAUCAGACCUCUCUGGAGGCAUUACUUCCAGAACACGCAGGGUCUUAUCUUUGUUGUGGACAGCAAUGAUAGGGACCGUGUUGUUGAAGCCAGAGAUGAGCUCCACAGGAUGCUGAAUGAGGAUGAGUUGCGCGAUUCUGUGUUGCUUGUCUUUGCCAACAAGCAAGAUCUUCCAAAUGCUAUGAAUGCUGCUGAAAUUACUGAUAAGCUUGGAUUACAUUCCCUUCGUCAACGUCACUGGUACAUCCAGAGCACAUGUGCUACAUCCGGUGAGGGUCUGUAUGAGGGCCUGGACUGGCUAUCUAGUAACAUUGCCAGCAAGGCUUGAGGCUUGGAAUUUUGACAGCGGAGCUGGCUAGUAGCUGUGGAUCUGUUAUGUGCCUUUCGCAAGCUCAGUGUUUUUGUAAUGAUGUCCCAGUUAAAUGCUUCCUUAUGGAUGCUCUUUCUACUUGUUGAUACUUUGCACAAUGAUUUCAAAUAUCAUACGUUUUUGACUAGUUAUCAUGUCCACUUAGUUAUAUAAAUGAGGCCAAAAUAUUAUUUCUUUGA